AGGACACUUCCUUUCUACUUUGGGAGGCUAGCUUUCUCAGUGAUAGAUUUACUGGGGAUAAUUACUGUUAUGUGUCAAGUUUAAUGGAAGGUGUUUGCCAUAUCCAUACUAGUCUUGGCAAUUAUUGUAUGGUACCAGAGGUACUAUAUAGAGACAGCAAGAGAGUUGGCCCGUCUGGUAGGUGUUCAAAAAGCUCCAAUCAUAAACCAUUUUGCAGAGUCUAUCUCUGGGGCAUCCACUAUAAGAGCAUUUGAUCAAGAAGGUCACUUCAUAAAUACCAAUCUCACUUUACUUGACGAUUAUUCACGAGUCCGAUUCCACAGCUCUGCAUCUCAGGAAUGGCUUGGCCUUCGAAUGAACUUGCUAUCAAACUUCAUAUUUUCUUCUUGUUUGCUAUUUCUGUUGAACUUUCCCAAGGGCGCUGUUGAUCCAAGUGUUGCAGGGCUAGCUGUAACAUAUGGAUUGAAUCUGACAGCAUUGCAAUUUUUGGUGAUAUACAACCUAUGCUAUGUGGAAAACACAAUAAUUUCUGUGGAGAGAAUCUUGCAAUAUUGUAAAAUUCCAAGUGAGGCUCCAUUACUCAUCGAAGAAAAUCGGCCAAACUGUGAUUGGCCAUCAAAUGGAACAGUAGAUUUUGACAAUUUACAUGUCCGCUAUGGGGCACAUCUACCAAUCAUCUUAAAAGGCAUCACAUGUAGCUUUCCAGGUGGGAAGGAGGUGGGGAUUGUGGGUCGUACUGGUAGCGGCAAAUCUACUCUCAUCCAAGCCCUGUUUCGCAUUGUAGAACCUGCAUGGGGAAAAAUUAUGAUUGAUGGUCUUGAUAUCACAAAAGUGGGCCUGCACGAUCUCCGGUCCAGGAUAAGUAUAAUUCCUCAGGAACCGGUAAUGUUCGAGGGAUCCAUACGGGUGAAUCUAGACCCACUUGAAGAGCACUCUGACACUGAAAUUUGGGAGGCUUUGAGAAAAUGCCAACUCAAAAGAGCUGUCCAUGCAGAGGAGGGAAAAUUGAAUUCGAAGGUGAGUGAGAAUGGAGAAAACUGGAGUAUGGGUCAGCGGCAGCUUAUGUGUUUAGGAAGGGUUCUUCUAAAGAAAAAUCGUAUACUGGUGCUGGAUGAAGCUACAGCUUCAAUAGACACUGAAACAGAUUUUCUUAUUCACGAGACAGUUCGUAGAGAGUAUGCUGAAUGCACAGUUAUUACUAUAGCACAUCGAAUCUUUACUGUAAUGGACUCUGACUUGGUUCUAGUGCUCAAUGAAGGCAGAAUUGUGGAAUAUGAUUCUCCAUCUCAACUUCUCCAACAGAGUUCAUUUUUUAUGAAGCUUGUAGAAAGGUACACUGGCAGAUCAAGUGACACAUCAGACAUGAGCUGAAAUCUCAAUUACUGGGCAAUUUAAGUGUGUUGGAUAUCUCCUGGUCCAAAGUGUUCCAUGGCAAGAUCUCUAUUUGCUAUAUGGAAUAGCAUUAGUUAUUC
Messenger RNA from Cryptomeria japonica (Japanese cedar), 1472 nucleotides. Its product is annotated as putative ABC transporter C family member 15. Gene Ontology annotation, molecular function: ATP hydrolysis activity; ATP binding; ATPase-coupled transmembrane transporter activity. Gene Ontology annotation, biological process: transmembrane transport. The transcript is spliced from 7 exons. Lineage: Eukaryota; Viridiplantae; Streptophyta; Pinopsida; Cupressales; Cupressaceae. Bases 355 to 1371 code for a protein of 338 amino acids. Gene Ontology annotation, cellular component: plant-type vacuole; vacuolar membrane. The record is from RefSeq and is a predicted model, not a curated record.